Messenger RNA from Diceros bicornis minor, 5084 nucleotides. It is a transcript of the gene IFIH1, whose product is annotated as interferon induced with helicase C domain 1. Bases 136 to 3189 code for a protein of 1017 amino acids. Gene Ontology annotation, molecular function: zinc ion binding; DNA binding; single-stranded RNA binding. The transcript has 16 exons. Gene Ontology annotation, biological process: response to virus; innate immune response; positive regulation of interferon-beta production. Lineage: Eukaryota; Metazoa; Chordata; Mammalia; Perissodactyla; Rhinocerotidae. Gene Ontology annotation, cellular component: cytoplasm. The record is from RefSeq and is a predicted model, not a curated record.
GCGCUGUCACGCACGUCGCGGCAGACCCUGGCACUCCAAGGCCGCGGACAGCGGCACCGCAUCCCACCUGUUGAGCAAAUACAGCAACCCGUCUCUCUCCUUGGGAGAAUCCUCUCCCUUCUCUGAGAACGAAAGAUGGCGAACGGGUAUUCCACAGACAAGUGUUUCCGCUCUCUCAUCUCGUGCUUCAGGGCCAGGAUGAAAAGGUACAUCCAGGUGGAGCCGGUACUAGACUACCUGACCUUUCUGCCUGCAGAGGUGAAGGAGCGGAUUCAGACGAUGGCCGCCACCAACGGGAACAUGCAAGCAGUUGAAGGGCUUCUGAGCACCUUGGAGAAGGGGGUCUGGCCCCCGGGCUGGGCUAGGGAAUUUGUGGAGGCCCUGCAGCGAGCAGGCAGCCCUUUAGCCGCCCGCUACAUGAACCCCGAGCUCACCGACUUGCCCUCUCCAUCCUCUGAGAACGCUCAUGAUGAAUGUCUCCAACUGCUGGACCUCCUUCAGCCCACCCUGGUGGACAAGCUUCUGGUUAGAGAUGUCUUGGAUAAAUGUGUGGCAGUGGAGCUGUUGACACUUGAAGACGGAAAUCGGAUUGCUGCUGCAGCAAAUAAUGGAAAUGAAUCAGGUGUAAGAGAGCUGCUGAAAAGGAUCGUACAGAAAGAAAAUUGGUUUUCUACAUUUCUGACUGUUCUGAAUGAAACGGGAAACGAUGCACUUGUCCAAGAGCUAACAGGCGCCAAUGGCUUCGAAAGCAAUGCAGAAACUGAGAAUUUAUUACAAGAAGAUGGUCCGGAAGUUAAAGAGCCAGUGCUUCUAGCAACAGAUCAGCCAAGUCCAGAGAAGGAUGGCUGUGACAUGGAGAAUAAUGCAUUGGAAUCGUCUUAUGCAGAUUCUUCUGUAGUUUCAGAAUCAGACACAAGUUUGGCAGAAGGAAGUGUCAGCUGCUUAGAUGAAAGUCUUGGACAUAACAGCAACAUGGGCAGUGAUUCAGGCACCAUGGGAAGUGAUUCAGAUGAAGAGAAUGUGGCAGAAAGAGCAUCCCCUGAGCCAGAACUGCAGCUCAGGCCUUACCAAAUGGAAGUUGCCCAACCAGCCUUGGAGGGGAAGAAUGUCAUUAUAUGCCUCCCUACAGGGAGUGGGAAAACCAGAGUGGCUGUUUACAUUGCCAAGGAUCACUUGGACAAGAAGGAAAAAGCAUCCCAACCUGGAAAAGUUAUAGUCCUUGUCAAUAAGGUACCGUUAGUUGAACAGCUCUUCCGUGAAGAGUUCAAUCCAUUUUUGAAGAAAUGGUAUCGAAUUACUAGAUUAAGUGGUGAUACUCAAUUGAAAAUAUCAUUUCCAGAAGUUGUCAAAUCCCAUGAUGUUAUUAUCAGUACAGCUCAAAUCCUUGAAAACUCCCUUUUAAACUCAGAAAAAGGAGAAGAUGCUGGUGUCCAGUUGUCAGACUUUUCCCUCAUCAUCAUCGAUGAAUGCCAUCACACCAACAAAGAAGCAGUCUAUAAUAACAUCAUGAGGCGUUAUUUGAAACAGAAGUUGAAAAACAAUAGACUCAAGAAAGAAAACAAACCAGUGAUUCCCCUACCUCAGAUCCUGGGACUAACAGCUUCGCCUGGUGUUGGAGCAGCGAACAAGCAAGCCAAAGCUGAAGAACACAUUUUAAAAAUAUGUGCCAAUCUUGAUGCAUCUACCAUAAAAACUGUGAAAGAAAAUAUUGAUCAACUCAAAGAUCAAAUAAAGGAGCCAUGCAAAAAGUUUGCAAUUGCAGAUGACACCAGAGAAGAUCCAUUUAAAGACAAACUUCUGCAAAUAAUGACAAAGAUUCAAACUUUUUGCCAAAUGAAUCCAAUGUCAGAUUUUGGAACUCAACCCUAUGAACAAUGGGCCAUUAAAAUGGAAAAAAAAGCUGCAAAAGAAGGAAAUCGCAAAGACCGUGUUUGUGCAGAACAUUUGAGAAAGUACAAUGAGGCCCUACAAAUUAAUGACACAAUCCGAAUGAUUGAUGCAUAUAACCACCUUGAAAGUUUCUAUAAUGAUGAGAAAGAAAAGAAGUAUGCAGUCCUAGAAAAUGAUAGUGAUGAGAGUGGUGACGAUGGUGAUGGAAAGAAACCUUUGGAACUGGAAGAGACAGAUAGAUUUCUCAUGACUUUAUUUUUUGACAACAAGAAAAUAUUGAAAAAGUUGGCUGAAAACACAGAACGUGAAAAUGAAAAACUGACCAAAUUAAGAAACACCAUAAUGGAACAUUAUACAAGGACUGACGAAUCAGCACGAGGAAUAAUUUUCACAAAAACACGACAGAGUGCAUAUGCCCUUUCCCAGUGGAUUACUGAAAAUGAAAAAUUUGCAGAAGUGGGAGUCAAAGCCCACCAUCUGAUUGGAGCUGGACACAGCAGUGAGUUCAAGCCCAUGACACAGAAUGAACAAAAAGAAGUCAUUAGUAAAUUUCGCACAGGACAAAUAAAUCUGCUUAUCGCUACCACAGUGGCAGAAGAAGGUCUGGAUAUUAAAGAAUGUAAUAUCGUUAUCCGUUAUGGUCUCGUCACUAAUGAAAUAGCCAUGGUCCAGGCCCGUGGUCGAGCCAGAGCUGAUGAGAGCACCUACGUCCUGGUUGCCCACAGCGGCUCAGGAGUUGUUGAACGUGAGACAGUUAAUGACUUCCGAGAGAAGAUGAUGUAUAAAGCUAUAGACCAUGUUCAAAAUAUGAGACCAGAGGAGUAUGCUCAUAAGAUUUGGGAAUUACAAAUGCAAAGUAUAAUGGAAAAUAAAAUGAAAAACAGGAGAAGUAUUGCAAAGCAUUACAAGGAUAACCCAUCAUUAAUAAGUUUCCUCUGCAAAAACUGCAGUAUGCUGGCCUGCACUGGAGAAGAUAUCCACGUAAUUGAGAACAUGCACCAUGUCAAUAUGACACAAGAAUUCAAGAAACUCUACAUUGUGAGAGAAAACGAAGCACUGAAAAGCAAGUUUGCAGACUAUCAAACAAAUGGCGAGAUUAUUUGCAAAAACUGUGGCCAAGCUUGGGGGACGAUGAUGGUGCACAAAGGGCUAGAUUUGCCUUGUCUCAAAAUAAGGAAUUUUGUAGUGGUUUUCAAAAAUAAUUCACCAAAGAAACAAUACAAAAAGUGGGUAGAAUUACCUAUCGUAUUUCCCAGUCUUGACUAUUCAGAAUAUUGUUUGUUUAGUGAUGAGGAUUGACAUUUGAUUCAAGCUUCUUUUAAAAUAUUAUCAACUGAACAUUAAUAUGAUUUUGCUUAAUGUUUUUAUUGUACUGCAGAACGGAUGUGAGAAUUAAUAAAGUCAUUGCUUUACUCUGUGUUGAGCUGUAUAGAGGAAGACAGCAUAUUAUGCUUUCAGUUAUCUGUCUUGGUUGUUGGCAAGGGUAAAGAAAAUCUACCAAUAAUACUCAUUAGUGUGGAGCAAUAUAGUACUGUGGGAAGAAUACUGGAGUAUAAUGAGGAUCCAGGGUACCAAUCUCAGUCCUGUCACUGAUUCUCAGAAUAAAAUUAGGCAAGUCAGUUCAUCUUUCUGAACCAGUCUCCUUAUUGGUGAAAUGGUUUUAGUAUUAUCUACCUUUGCUUUUAUUAGUUUUCUAUUGCUGCAUAACAAAUUACCACAAACUUAGUAGCUUAAAACAAUACCUGUUUAUUAUUGCACAUGUUCUGUAGGUCAGAGAUCCGGGCAGCAUCCUCUGCUUAGGAUCUGAGAAGGCUGACAUCAAGGUGUCAGCCAGAUGAUGUUCUCAUCUGGAUGCACUUGGGGAAAAGUCACUUCCAAGCUCUAUCAAGUUGUUGGCAGAAUUUGUUGUCUUACAGCUGUAUGACUGGGAUUCCUAUAUUCUUGCUAGUUGUCCACUGUGGAUCACUCUGAGCUCUUAGGGCUGCCCUCACCGUGUGGCCUGCUCACAGGCCCUUUCACACCACAGCUAUUUGCUUCUUCAAGGCCUACGGGAGAGUUUCUGUCUCAAGUCUGUGAUAUCUCAAGUCUAAGAUGAAGUCUUAACUGUGAUCACAGCAGCGACUGUCCCGUCAUCUUCAUAGGUCCUGCCCACAGUCAAGGUCAGGGGAGUUUUCAGGGCAUAUACAGCAGUAGGCAGAAAUCCUGGGGGCCAUCUUAGAAUUCUGCCUCCCACACCACUUGCCCAGUUUUAGUGAUUAAGUGACAUAUAUGUAUAUCUGAAAGCACUCUGAAAAAUAUGAAGCACCAUAAAAGGCGAGGUGUUAUGAGGCAGCAGCAUCAGUUAGCUUAAGGCUGACUUUCUCAGGCUUCCCUCCAUGAACAUUACACUAUGCUCAAAAACUACCUAGCAACAGGAAUUGUGGCUAAAUCUAGACUAGUUUUAACACGUACAAGAUUACCUGUGUCAGUGGAGAUGUCCAGGGUUCACACAGGAUUUAGCUGGGAGCAGAUGCUGGGUGUUAUUAGAGACUAAAGAGAAAAUGUCAACCUCUACCCCUCUCCAGGCAGAAGAGUAACUUCUCUGUGGCUGUGACAUUUUCAGUGUUUCUGAAGUAAGUAUGAUCAUUUAGAGAUAGACACAGGGCCAAGCAUUACAGAACAUUCUCCCAAGUAGACAAGUAGCCUCUUUUGGAAUGGAAGAGCCAUAUGAUCAAGACAGAGCCACACUUGACCAUUUUAAGCCAUACUUUUCGAGUCUCACAGAUGGCCUGCUCCAGGGAAACUGUUACCUCUUAUGACUUAGGGGAAGCAAAAUGUUGGAGGGAAUGAAAAGAAAAUUCUUCUGUGGUUUGAUGGAUUAAUUAAGUUCAAUCUAACAGCAGCUUCAAAUCUUUACUUGAUAAGACCUAAGCGAAGAUGACUACUAACCACUCAGAGCUCUUGGGAAUGCAAGAGGACAAAAGAAGAUUAUAGUUUUCUUAAAAUACUUUUUAAAACUCCAGCUGACUCCAUUUAAAGUAUUGCUAUCUUCUAGAAUGUUUUGGAAACUAUGCAAGAAACUAAAUGUAUAAAAUAGCUAAAUGUACUACUAUAACAUAUGUACACUGUUUUUGAGCUGUCAACAAAUAUCAGGUUUUUUCGUCUAUGUUUUCCAGUAAUUUUUUUCAAUAAAGAAGAGUUAUUUCUACUUCAAA